This is a messenger RNA of Xenopus tropicalis (tropical clawed frog), 5291 nucleotides long. RefSeq lists its product as uncharacterized. Gene Ontology annotation, cellular component: nucleus. The record is from RefSeq and is marked predicted. Gene Ontology annotation, molecular function: nucleic acid binding; exonuclease activity. Lineage: Eukaryota; Metazoa; Chordata; Amphibia; Anura; Pipidae.
GGAUAAGGCCAUUGCCUGUGUUGGUGGUUUAACCUUUGAUUUGAGCGUGUGUUGGAAAACUGCCUGAAUGUUGCGGCCCUCUGGUUAUUUCCAUAACCUGGAAUGCCCGUUCACUCUUGGGCAUGAAGCCAUUGGAUGUUCUCGUCCUCACUGCCAGUUCCGCCAUGCAUGUCCUGUGCAGGACGGAGACGGAACCCAGAGCGACAGUGAGGAGAGCGUCACUACACCUGAGGGGCUCGCCGGGACUCCCAGGGAAGCCCUAGGUAAGAAUAUAGAGGAGCUCGAAAGAAUUAAUAAAGCAAUAGAAGCUGUAAAGAAUGAAGUAGAAGAAAAGCAGAAGAAGUUACUCCUGUACAAAAAUGGGAUACACAGCACAUCAAAAGUCACCCCACUGACUGAUAGCAACAGCAAUAUAGCAAGAGGCCUAGAUAUGCAAGACGGAGAUUUAAAAAGUAAUGUUCAUGCUAACAUUUCAAAGAAUGGCCCUAGCUUUGAGCGUACCAAAAAAUAUGUAAUUGACAGACGCUGUCCUGCUACCGAUUUGGAAUAUGACCCUCUGCUUAAUUACUCUGCUGGUUUUUUUGGAGGAAUACUAAAAGAGACUGGAACUUGUAAAUCAAAACGUCCCCAACAUGAUGAUGACUUAGAAGUUGCCCCUUGCAAAAAACUGAGAGCUGCAUCUCCAAUAAGACUGGAAAUUAAACUUCAAGAAUCCGAUGAUGACGAUAUACUUGUAAUAGAUGAGCCUCCCUUAGAGGCUGACAUGGAAAAGCAGAACCCGAGUAAAUGUAAUGCUACUGAAGAUAAAUAUUUGCCAUUUUGUGACAAAAUUGUAGAAAACACUGCUCAAAUAACUUCUGCAACGGAGAAAGGUGGUCUUAUUUCUCUACAAGAAACCACAAAACACACCACUAAAAGGGAAACUGAAACAAAAUGUAUAAACAUGGCUGAAACCUUUGUAAGCCAGAGUGGAAAUAUUAAUGCUGAUGAUAAAAAGCUUCCCUCUGAAAGUCCAAAAGCAGCAUAUUCACAUUUACCCAUUCAAACAGAAAAGAAUGAACCAAAGCAUGUCACCUCUUUAGAAUGCAUUGAAGAUAAUCACAAGCCACCACAAUUAGAAAGCAUAAUGUUGGUAUCUAAUCAGAAUGAGUUGUGCUGUAAGUUGGAUGAAUAUCCCUUAAUGGAAAAUAAAAAUGUUUUUGGGAAUAGUGGUUCUGACGGAAUUAAUGGCAUUCAAGCAAGCCUUCCUGCUACUGAACAGCUUUUUGCAGUAACUGAAUUAAGUGCCAAACCCGAACAACAAUGUCAGCUGGGGAGUCCAACACUGACUGCAAAUGAUGUGAUUGUUUUAGAUUCCUCCUCUGAUGCAGUGGAUGGUUCUGAAGCUGAAACAGAUCUUUCAGAUUCUGAUGAUCCAAUGGAAGAAUGCCUCAGGAUUUUUAACGAAUUUGCUGAAAAAGAAGCAACAAGAAAUUCCAAACAGGUUGAUCAGAGUCAAUUGGAAGAGUUUAUGAAUGGAGCUAGGCCAGACGAUAUGGUUCCUAGUCAAAAGAAAAGAAUUGCUCAUCCAGCUACUAAAAUCGAUACAAAAUCAAGCAACUGCAUAUUGGUUCCUUAUCGUGGACCUACACAACAGCAGAUACCUCAUGCAAGAAUACUAAAUGUCCAGCAACAAGCUGUUCAGAUAACUGCAGCAGUUAAAAGUGGCCAGGCCUUUGUAGCUUCAACACAAAAGAAAAUCACUGGCUGCAUAACUCCAGCUUUUAACAACUUUGGACAAAUGGUUUGUGUCAAUUUGGUUGAAGUCCAGCCACUUUUGUCAAACAGAAGUCCAUUUACUGGUUUCAUUCAAGGAAGCAAACUUGCCACUUCGACCAUUAUGAGUGUUCCUCAAAAAAGAACAGUGCAGACUAUCCCUGUAAAGAGCUGUACACGCAAGAAGCCUUUUGCUGCAUCAGAAUCUAGUUCUAAAGUGCCCCACGAAACAAGACAACGCUAUGUUAACUCUUUUGUUGAGGAAUUCUUAAAAGUGUCUGGAACUGUUCAAGAGGCAUUUGACAAGGCCUUGGCAGAGGAAAAAGCUAUAUAUGACCGUUGUGGAAGUCGAAACAUGUAUCUUAGCAUAGCUGUGAACAGCCUUAAGAAGCUAAGAGACCAGAGAAAUGUUCCAAGUGGUUCAAAGCAACCAAAAACAAAAGUUUCUGCAUCUGGAUUAAGGAAACAAGAUGAUAAAAAAGUUUCAGGAAUUGACCUUUACAAUCUCUUCAAAGAAUAUGUACUGUCUGAUGAACAAUUAAAAGACAAUGGAUUCCCCCAGCCAAAUCCAGAGAAACCUGGUAGUGCCUUAUUGCAAAAUGGAAUAACAAAGUCUAUAGGUACUGAUGUGCUGCGAAGAGUGUGCUGUCGCUGUGGAGAAACCUAUUCCAUAACAAUGCAAGGAAAGCACACACGUAAGGAAGAGUGCAAUUACCACUCUGGAAAGGUAUUACGGCACAGAGUUCCAGGUGGUAUAGAAACACGCUACAGCUGCUGUGAGGCAGUGGUGGGAUCUCCAGGAUGCCAGAUAGCAAAGCUUCAUGUUCAUGAUGGGCAAAAGGAAAAUCUUGAUGGUUUUAUAAAAACUUUUAUAAAACUGCCACCUUCAGAUGGAAAUUCUGGAAUUUUCUCGGUGGACUGUGAAAUGUGCUAUACAACAUGUGGUUUGGAGCUAACAAGAGUCUCUGUGGUUGAUCCCAGUUUGCAAGUGGUAUAUGAAACAUUUGUGAAACCAGAUAAUGAAAUUAUUGACUACAACACCAGAUUUUCUGGUGUUACCGAAGAUAAUUUGAAGAAUGUUUCCACAUCAAUUCUGGAUGUGCAGGCAGUUAUGCUCAACAUGUUCAGUGCCGAUACCAUUUUAAUUGGGCAUAGCUUAGAAAAUGACCUCCUAGCUCUAAAGCUCAUUCAUGACACUGUUGUUGAUACCUCCAUAGUAUUUCCUCAUCGGUUAGGUCUACCCCAUAAAAGAUCACUCCGAAAUUUAAUAGCCGACUACCUUAGACGCAUUAUUCAGGAUAAUGUUGGUGGGCAUGAUUCUGCUGAAGAUGCUACAGCCUGCAUGGAAUUGAUGAUGUGGAAAGUAAAAGAAGAUACCAAAGGGAAAAGAUGAACUAAAAUGUUUGCUGUUGCACUUAUUCACACUUGUAUGUAAUUAUUGGUCUGUAAAAUUGAGGCUGCAGUAACUAUAUAUAUUUUUUUGUUUGUGUAUCUGUGAUUGUCCAUUUAUUUUUUUUUAUCCUAUUCCUGUUUUGUGUGCACAGUAGACUAUAUUUAGCUUUUUCUUUUGUUUAAGCAAGUGAAACUGUGCAGUUCAAUGCUAUGUCCUCCUUCUGUUUAUUGUAAGCUUUAACACUUGUUUUUCAAUGUGUAUGAUGUGUAUACAAUGGGGAGAUACCUUCCCCCUUCUAUUUCUUUCAUGUAGCUAAGGUAUAUUUGGGUUGGUAGGCAUGUUUCAAUGUAAUAGUCUGCAGGGAUGUUUAUGGCACUUAUUAUCUGCUCCAAUUGUCUUUCAGUGUAAUGUGAAUCUAGAGACACCAUAAGCUUUGUGUAUCCUUCUGUGAUUAUCAAAGUAACAACCUGCUUUUUUUCCAGCUCAACUUCUUCUGAACAAAAUCUUGUCCUAUUCUGUUUGCUAAAUUUCCUUCACUGUACCCUGAAGCUUUAGUACAAAUGUGCAGCCUUAGUAAUAUGGUGAAAAUGCUAUAUAAAACCGCAUCUGUUUAAUGCCUCACAGUGAACUAAUAAGGUAUAAAAAGCUCUUCUUUUUCAUAGUCUUUAUACUACAAAAAUUUCUGAAAUAUAGGAUGAAAUGACAGAACAAGUUGACUAUUAUAAUUUAUUAAAGCUCCUACUAAUUAGCAGGAAGUGUGUGUUAAAAGAAAAAGAUGGAAGAAAUAAGUGGUAACUGGUGGUGACAAGCUUUAUAGUUAUUCAAAAUACUACAGGAAAUAGCUCCCAAAAUCUCAUUUCAGUUAUAUGUGGUGCAGUCCAGCACACAUGUAUUUGUAAUUAUCAAAACAGUACAAGCUGCUUAUAGAAUGGACAUUUGAAUGACAAAGCAGGUGUUUGUAUUGUCAUCUGAUUCAAAGAUAGCAUAAGCUAGAAGGCAACUGAAAUGCAUUUACUAGUGUGGUUUUCAACAUUUUUAUUAAAAUUGUCUGCACUCUUAUCUAACAGGUGUAGUGGUGCUCUUAGUCCUUGGAUGCUUGGUUUGGCAUUACCAUGUGGCAUUAUAUUGAGUAAUAAGAAAGUCAGUGCCUCAAUAAAAUUUGUUAAAUGCACUAGCGUUCCAUUGUUACUUAAUAAUCAAAGCACAUGUUUUAUCCUAAGGCCUCUGCAAACAUCAAACCACAUUUACAGAAACACCUGUGCUGAAACAAGGUUGCUGGUGCUAAAUGGCACUGACCUUUAUUUCAUAUAGUGCCAGCAUAUUCCAUAGAUUGAUAAAGGCUUUAUCAGUAGGAAUUGCUUCGAAAAGGCUUUCCUCUAAAUCCCUGUCACAUUUGUACACACUAUGGUCCAUUUUUUUCAGGAACCAGUAUCCUUUUUGAGAAUGGGAAGAAACUGCAGUCCAUGCAAGCACAGGGAAAUGAAAAUAUGGACUUUUCCCUAAUUUCCCUCACCCAAGUAGGCAGGAAGCCAAACCAUAACUUUAUGUGGGGGACCUAUGUAGACCCAAUAUGGUCCUUGCCUUGGUAGAUAUUACCCCCCCCCCCCCUCCUAAUUUAAGGACUCUUGAUCAAGAAGCUUAGACAGCAGUUGAUAUUCUCUGUAAGGUCAGGUUUAUAUGAAUUCUUCAGUUACAUUAUGUAGAGAUUUGCUGUCCUUUAGGAAUAUGUGUAUUUAGCAAAACCGCUAAAUACAGUGACUAUACCUGUAUAAUUGAGCAGGUAUGGAAUUUAUUAUCCAGGACUUAUAGUACUUGGGACUUAAGGUUUUACUGAAAAUUAUUUAUUUAUUUUUUUCAUUUGAAAAGGUUUUAUUUAUUUAUAUAUUUAUUUUACAAAAGUAAACUGGCAUAUUUAGAAUGCAUUCUGUGCUAUCUGGACAGCAUUUUAGCAAUAGUUCAAAAGAUGACUUCUAUAUUUGACCAAGACAGGUGGGUAAGCGUUCAGUCCUUGUGCUUUAGGUUGUUUCCUGUCAGCUUACCUCCUGCGGGUUGUCGGCGUUUGGUUGUUGCAAUGUAACUACAAAUUUUCAUUUAUGCCUUAACCAUAAGAGAAGUACAUAAUAAAGAAAUAGAAAAGGAAAAA